Lates calcarifer (barramundi perch) is the source of this 3133-nucleotide messenger RNA. Its product is annotated as tumor necrosis factor receptor superfamily member 14. The record is from RefSeq and is a predicted model, not a curated record. Gene Ontology annotation, cellular component: membrane; external side of plasma membrane. Gene Ontology annotation, biological process: defense response to Gram-negative bacterium; positive regulation of peptidyl-tyrosine phosphorylation; negative regulation of alpha-beta T cell proliferation. The annotation marks the transcript as partial. Lineage: Eukaryota; Metazoa; Chordata; Actinopteri; Centropomidae. The transcript is spliced from 6 exons. Gene Ontology annotation, molecular function: protein binding; transmembrane signaling receptor activity.
AUGACUUUAAAAUUAGCUCAUAGAUUUCUGAAGCAGAAGAAAUGAUGCAGCAUGUAAUCCUGCCUGACUGUACCUCACUGCCCCACUGCUUACUGUAUAAUGUUACUGUUAAUGUAAACCCAAUAUUCCUAUUGCUGUAGAAUGGUUAUAUUAGAAUGGUUAUAUUACACUAAUUAUAAUUUGUCACAUUUUUAAAGGCCUUGCAAAAAGAAAACUCGCCUUUUAAAAUAAGCCACUCUACGUACGAUACUUCCAAGUGUGAAUCUUGUCAGAUCUUCAUUUUGUCGCUGUUGUCUGAUAGUGAUGUGUUUAAUCCAGGUUUGGCAUCCACAGCCUGCACCCACCUGUUUCCAGGUGUUUCCAGCACCUGUUAUAUUUACUUCUGGUAAGCAUGAAGAUGUGUAAAGGGUCAUCUGUACUUUUGAAGAGUGUGGUGAUGUGGGAGUAGUAUCUUCAUGUGUGAACACACCUGAGAAUGUCUUGACCUGGUUCUCAGGUUAUUGUCUGGAGUUUAUAUGUGAAAUCUGUACUUGCAGGCUUCAGGUCCAUGUAAAUUCAGAGUUAAUGUUAGUUUGGGAAAACAAGCUGAACAUUAAUGAUGAAACCAGCACAGACCAUGACAUGUUGGAGACAUCUGGAGACUGAGUAAAUUCAAGUAUAAAGGACUAGUUUGUAAUAGUGUAUUUUUAUUGUUAGGUUUAGCGGGUAUUACACAUGUAUUAGUGAAAGAUUAAGAUUACACAACAAUUAUUAUUUAUAGUGAAACUGUUUCAAUGACUCUUGAAUGACAACUUUACAAAGAUGGUCCAUAAAUGUUAAAACUGACAAGAUCACACAGUUGUCUGCCCGUCCUAUCAAAGUUGAGACUGACUGAUUUACAACCUUUAACACUGCAAAGAGACCAACAUAUUUACACUACUGUGUCUUCAUCAAGAUCAAAAAUACAUAUUAGUGUUAAAUUCUGCUGUUUGAUUUAAUUCAUUAGACUCAUUUGGCCAGUUGAAAGCUUUUAAUGUGAAGCAGAAGCAGUAAGAAAACAUUGGGCUUGUAUUAGCAGUAACUUAAUACAGUAAACAGUGGGGCAGUGAGGUACAAUCAGGCAGGAUUAAGCACUCCUAAUAGAAAUCUAUGAGCUAAUUUUAAAGUCAUCAUUGGGUCUGACCUCCUGCUCCUCCUGACCUUCUCUCAUCAGAGGAAACUGAAACACAGGGCAGUAAACAUCAAACCUCAUACUUUGGCAAGGAUGCCAAAAUGUGGGCCAACUGUUAAAAAUAUAUGUGAAUGGCUGAGGAAUGUGUCAGUUGUAGGGUCAAUGACAGCCAUUGUAGAUCUGGUCCCAGGCACAAAGUGACACACAGCGGACCUGCAGCUCUAUCACACUACUUCUACAGUUGUCAAUGGCUCACUUUGGUGUUGUAUAGCUCUGUAAACAUGAUGAUAACCAGCUGCUGCUCCAUGUUACUGAAUAAAGCUGUAAUGAUUGUACAUAGAAGGUGUGGAUCUAUCUGGUGAUAGACUGUGACCGUGGUCACUUUAGUUACACUAAAUGCUUAUUUUCCUCCAGGGCAAAGCAGGGAGCCCAAAUGUUCACUGUGCAGUAAUUACUGAUGUUAACACGAACCAACUUUGUUUGUGGAAAUGAAUCACUGAACUGUAAAGCUUAGUGAAUGAAGUGGCCUGGUUCAGACCUUUGUUUUGGUAUUAAAAUAAUGAAUAAAUAUAAUGAAUGAUAAAGUGGAGAGUAAAAUCAAGUUAGUCUGUCAGUUUUAUUCAAAUCACCCAAAACCACACAUUUUCCUGAGAGGGUUUUACAGUCUGUAAAGCAUAGGGGGGAAAAUUCCCCCAAAACACAUCACACAGCUCUCACUCACUGUUGUCUCAGUGUCAUGGUCCCUGACAUCCUGGAUAAGCUCUCAGGGCUGCUGCAUUCACUCACCUCCUCUACCAGCUGAGUGAUGGUCUGUGUGGGAACAGAUGAUACCUGCUCAUCAGCAUCAGAGUUGACCAGAUAGGAUUUUGACCAGCUUUUUUUUCCUAUCCCCACACUGGCCUGUGGAGCAGGAUAUUUUUGCAGAAAUCUCCACUGCUGGCUCCUGACAAGCUCACAAUAUAAGAAAGUCCUUAGACCUUUGAAUUUCUUUAUGAUCUGUUUAGUUAAACAUUUAUCAAGUCAUGUCUUUAUUUUUGUCAAAAUGCCUUUAGUCACUUACAGCCAUGACUAUUUUAGUUCCUACUUCAAGCAUCCACUUCUCUGUGAAAACAAUAUGAAGUUGUUAUUUAUUUGUGUGAAUCUCUUCACAGUAAUAUCAUUACUUUCUCUCAGUUCUAGCUUAUAAUUGAACCAGUGACUGCGCAAGAGCUUCUCAGUUUCUUUCUUUUGGCUCAUGUGUCACAGAUUUCCCCUUUACCGCUCUUUGCAUUUUCACCAUUGCUCACACACCUGAUCUGAAUGUAUCGUGCUGUUUGCUUGGUUUUGUGAUUGUAAAUCCAGCAUGACACAUUUUAAAAACCACACCUUUUCAGCACUCAGUUGAGCGCUGAGAUAAGGAACCUGCGCAGUUUGCCUCGCACCAGAGACGAUGUUCUCCUCCUGGUUUGGAUAAAGACUUGAAAACAACCAACCUGCCUUUCAAAAUGACUUCCAGAGGAAAACCUUUGACAGCUGCAUCUCUGUUGAUACUUUUGAUGAAAGUCUUCAGUGGAAACAGUCUGACAUGUCAUCCAGCAGAGUAUCAGACAGGGAAUGAAUGCUGUCCCAUGUGUCCACCUGGAAGUUGUGUUAAAACCAAUUGUACAGAGUUCAGAAGUAGGUCCUGUCUGCCCUGCUUAGAGGGAACCUACAUGAAUCAACCUACUGAACGUACACAGUGUUUUCCCUGCACAAACUGUGACGCAGGUUCUGGUCUGAAGAUAAAGACUUCAUGUACAUCAACAUCAGAUACAGUUUGUGAACCACUGGAAGGAUUCUACUGUAUGGACGUCAAAGACAAAUGCUGUAUGGCAGCACAGAGACACAAACACUGUGAACCAGGACAAUACAUCAGUAAAAAAGGAACAGCCUCCACAGACACUGAGUGCUCUGACUGCACUGAUGGAACAUUUUCAAAUGGGACAUUUACAUCUUGUCAGCCAC